CGGCAGCAACAGGCGGCGGGCUGGGCUCGGGGCGCAGGCGGCGCGGGAGCGGGCGGGAGCCGGAGCGCCGCGGCCCGCGCGGCCGGGUCCCCGCCGCAUGGAAGAGCAUCUCAGCCUGCUGAGCUCGCCGCCGCCCGCCGCCCGCCACCGCGCCCCCCCGGCCCCGCGCCCCGCCGGCGGCGGCGCCCGCACCCUGGUGAACCCGGGCUACGCCGAGUCGGCCGCGGGCCCCGAGCUGCCGCCCGACAUGACCGUGGUGCCCGGGGACCACCUGCUGGAGCCGGAGGCGGCCGGCGGCGGCGGCGGGGACCCGCCUGAGGGCAGCUGCGGCGGCGGCGGUGGCGGCUGUGACCGUGACCGCUACGAGCCGCUGCCGCCCGCGCUGCCGGCCGCCGGCGACCAGGACUGCUGCGGGGAGCGCGUGGUCAUCAACAUCUCGGGGCUGCGCUUCGAGACGCAGCUCAAGACCCUCUGCCAGUUCCCCGAGACGCUGCUGGGCGACCCCAAGCGGCGCAUGCGGUACUUCGACCCGCUCCGCAACGAGUACUUCUUCGACCGCAACCGGCCCAGCUUCGACGCCAUCCUCUACUACUACCAGUCCGGGGGGCGCAUCCGCCGGCCGGUCAACGUGCCCAUCGACAUCUUCUCCGAGGAGAUCCGCUUCUACCAGCUGGGCGAGGAGGCCAUGGAGAAGUUCCGCGAGGACGAGGGCUUCCUGCGCGAGGAGGAGCGGCCGCUGCCCCGCCGCGACUUCCAGCGCCAGGUGUGGCUGCUCUUCGAGUACCCGGAGAGCUCGGGGCCGGCGCGGGGCAUCGCCAUCGUGUCCGUGCUCGUCAUCCUCGUCUCCAUCGUCAUCUUCUGCCUGGAGACGCUGCCCGAGUUCCGCGACGAGAGGGGCUACUUCGCGCCGCCGCCGGCGCAGGAGCUGCCGGAGGGGGCGGGCAACGGCACGGCGUCGGGGGCCGCCGCCGCGGGGACCUCCAGCUUCUCCGACCCCUUCUUCGUGGUGGAGACGCUGUGCAUCAUCUGGUUCUCCUUCGAGCUGCUGGUGCGGUUCUUCGCGUGCCCCAGCAAGGCCACCUUCUCGCGCAACAUCAUGAACCUGAUCGACAUCGUGGCCAUCAUCCCUUACUUCAUCACGCUGGGCACGGAGCUGGCCGAGCGCCAGGGCAACGGGCAGCAGGCCAUGUCCCUGGCCAUCCUGCGUGUCAUCCGGCUGGUGCGGGUCUUCCGCAUCUUCAAGCUCUCCCGCCACUCCAAGGGGCUGCAGAUCCUGGGCCAGACGCUGAAGGCGUCCAUGCGGGAGCUGGGGCUGCUCAUCUUCUUCCUCUUCAUCGGCGUCAUCCUCUUCUCCAGCGCCGUCUACUUCGCCGAGGCGGACGACCCCACCUCGCGCUUCAGCAGCAUCCCCGACGCCUUCUGGUGGGCCGUGGUCACCAUGACGACCGUGGGCUACGGGGACAUGCACCCGGUGACCAUCGGGGGCAAGAUCGUGGGGUCGCUCUGCGCCAUCGCUGGCGUCCUGACCAUCGCGCUCCCGGUCCCCGUGAUUGUCUCCAACUUCAACUACUUCUACCACCGGGAGACCGAAGGCGAAGAGCAAGCCCAGUACAUGCACGUGGGCAGCUGCCAGCACCUCUCCGCUUCGGCCGAGGAGCUGCGGAAAACCAGGAGCAACUCCACGCUGAGUAAGUCGGAGUACAUGGUGAUCGAAGAGGGGGGCAUGAACCACAGCGCCUUCCCCCAGACCCCCUUCAAGACGGCCAAUUCCACCGCCGCCUGCACCGCGAACAAUAACCCCAACUCCUGUGUCAGCAUCAAAAAGAUAUUUACGGAUGUGUAGCCUACCAUCCCAGUGACCUGCUGUGCUCAGGCUCGCGCGGACCGUGCCCCCCUGGUCUGUGUCUGCCCUUGUUUUAGACAUUUCCAGACCAUCCAUCCAGGAAAGGACAGGAGGAAGUGGAGCGCGCACUUCACCCCCUCCCCUCACCCCCCCAGGACUGCUUCACACUGAAACAGGUGUCUGUUUUGCAAGUGGGCUGCAUUCUCUCAGCUCUCGCUCGCUCUCUCUCUCUCUCUCUCUCUCUCUCUCUCUCUCUCUCUCUCUCUCUCUCUCAAUAUUGCAAACAGCAAACUUUGAAUUUGAUUUCCAGGACCCGCCCUAUGGGAGAAAACAAAACAAAAAAACCCCUGUACAUCCCGGGAGGAAAUGAAACUGCAGAACAGUUAGAGUAACUGUUUAACCUCAGAAUUAAGUCAGCUGUUUCUUUACUACGUAAAGCAGGCACACGCCGAAAGGACGCUUCCUUUCUUUGGACCUUUACUCAGCAGCACUGAAUAGUUUAGCUCAACUGCCGACACUGUGGAUAUGUGGAUGGAAAGUCCAAUUAAAAAGACGGAUAAACGCACCGGAAGUUUAUUUGGUUUUUGACUGGAAUUUCUAUUCUGUUCGGAACCCCCAUCCCAGAAUUUUAAGGAUCUCUACAACUUUGAACAAAGGGAAGUGCCCAAGAUGUACUGACCUGACUCAUUCAUUUAACUCUUGGGGCUUGUUAGGCAUUUCCAAAGUAUGAGACUAACAGAUUCCUGUGAAGUUCUGUGUGUGUGUGUGUGUGUGUGUGUGUGUGUGUGUGUGUGUGUUGCAGCCACUAGAAACAGAUGUUUUCAGUGCUGCUGAGAGAAACAAAAAAAAAAAUUUCCUAAAUGCAUCUGAGAGAUAAGCUUCUGCGGCAUCACAAGAAGAUUAAAGUGGCAGACAUUCCUUCCAGCGGAAGUUACUAAUUCCAAACCGGCUGAUGUAGUUUCCAUAGCAACCCAGGUUUCCUAGGAAACCCGAAAAAGGUUGUCAUGGCAUCUCUUGCUCUCUGUCCCUGCCCCCCUAGCCCCUGCCGUUUCCACAGUAACCUUUCCAGAUGGUUCCUACUUACAUGAUUUCAUAAGGAAAACCACUGUUUGAAUAAACCGCACAAAUGAAGGGAAGUCUGAAAUUCCAAGGUGGUGAAAUGACUCACAAAAUGCAUAUUUUUUUACUACAAAAAAAAAAAAGCAUUGAUAUCACCCUAUAAUGACUGAAUCGAGAAGGAAAAUGCCAUCUUUGGGAUUUUAGGUAUACACCACAAUCAGGCGUGACUUGAAUUAAAUGUGAGUAAUUAGGCAAUAAUUUCAAAAGAUGCUUCUCUACUGUUUUCUUUCACCAAGAACUUUCCGGCCAACCAAUGAAAUAAAAAAAAGCAAAUAUAAAGGUGUUCUGUACAUAACCAAAGGAAAGAUUCCAUUGGUGUAUCCGAAACCUUGCUACAAGGGACCUUCAGAUGUCCUCUUGUUAACAACAGAAAAACACAGAUUCCACAACACACCGUCACCAUCACGGCACUUGAAAAGCUAAAUAAAAUCGCAAAUUAUGAAGGACGCGUGUUUGUAACUGAGGGAAUCGCAGACAAUCCAUAGAAAGGAGGGACGGGAAGUAACCAGAUCUUGGGGAGAUGCCUUCAAGUUUCAGCCAUGUGCCAGGGUUGCUGGAAGACAGACAGACUCAGAUACCUGAAGAGCCCACAUAAAGAGCCGUCAAGCCAUACUGACCAGUAGGCUGCUCAUGUCUUUCCCUGUCUAGCUCAAGAAUGCAGUGUUGGGUCUGUCCCUGAUGGGCGAUGAGCUGCCUGCCAGCCGUUGACGUCUGCUUUAGUUGACGUUAAGUAACAUGUCUCCAACAAAUGCAUUCUGUAAGGGAAAUAGCUCUGAGAAUCUUCUUCAAAGUGUAUGCAAUACAAAAGAUAUUCAUCAAGAAAGAACGAAGAAUGUCAACAAUAUUAGGGUAUCAUUUCAACCUUUUGACAUUUUGAUGAAAUCCAGUGAUCCCAAAACUAAGCAGUAUUGCUGAUAAAGAGAACCUAAAUGUUUGUUUCCAACAAGCCAACUGUGACUGUGUUUCUGCUUUCAGCUAAUCACCGGGCUGUGUUUAAUCACGAGAUACAUUAACGUGAUCUUCUGUGUUCUGGCUUUUGUGCAACUUUAUUGAUGACUGUGUUUUGUACCAAAGGCUCUCGUGCAUAGAUUAGCCCAUCUCCACGUGAGUAAGUGAAAUGUACACUGUGCCCCGAUGAAUGACGUUAAAGACAGACUUGCCUAAAA
Messenger RNA from Myotis myotis, 4128 nucleotides. RefSeq names its product potassium voltage-gated channel subfamily A member 3 (gene KCNA3). Bases 98 to 1843 code for a protein of 581 amino acids. NCBI's taxonomy places the organism in Eukaryota, Metazoa, Chordata, Mammalia, Chiroptera, Vespertilionidae. The record is from RefSeq and is a predicted model, not a curated record. The transcript has 2 exons. Gene Ontology annotation, cellular component: voltage-gated potassium channel complex; axon; membrane. Gene Ontology annotation, molecular function: delayed rectifier potassium channel activity; protein binding. Gene Ontology annotation, biological process: protein homooligomerization; potassium ion transmembrane transport.